UGCAGUAGAAAAAGCGGGAAAUUAGAAGAGCAAGACCCUGAGCCCCCAACCGAAACGCAAUGGACGAUUCAGGAGCGAUUCUAUGUCAAAUCUCUUCUCUAAAAGACAUGCUCGAUCAAGUAAAUGAGGAAAUCGAAGCUAACAUUCAGAUAACUCGAGAGAUCGAGUCAGAGAUCGUCAAAUGCACUGGAUUCGAGGCCGAUUUGGCUGCCAGAGAAUCGGACCUCACCAAGACGCUUUAUUUCUCGCAAUUUGAAAUCAAUGGAUUACUCUCUGUUGCCUAUGAGUCGAAGAAGUCUGUUAAAUUCUUAGAGGAGGAGAUUUGUGGUCUAAGAAAAAAGAAGAUGGAGAUGCUUGAAAGCAUGGACGACAAGCGAGAACAGUUUGUCAUGCAAUGCCUAGAAUUUCAAAGGGACAUCGACAAAGGUGAAAACGAAGUGGUGAAUUUGUUGUCAGAAAAGGAGUUUCUUGAAAAUGAAAUCCAUCUCUUGGAUGAGAAAAAUAAUGCUUUAAAGAAUUUGAUGUUGGCUUUCAUAGAUGAAAUUGUUCAAGAUCUUCUUGAUUGCAACUCCGCUUUAGAUGUUGAGACACAGAGUAGGAAUCAUGAGAAUGAGAAACUGCUCAAGGAUAUUGAUGUUAUGAAGAGCAUGUUGCAUUCAAGUAUCAAUCAUUAUAAUUGUUAGUCUUCGACAGUAAGUUUACUCUGAAUUUUAACUACUUUAUAGUUUUUGUCUUUUCUAUUAUAUGGCUGUGUUUGAUCUUAGAGAAAAUAUAAUCUGAAAAUUUUAGUAAUUUUUAUUUGCCUUUCUGCUAAUGAUGGAGAAGUAAAUUUAAAAGUUAAGGGAAAUGCAACAUGGUAUGUCAAGGUAAAACUGCAAUGAUAUUUUUUGAUGAACUGAAAUCAUAUUUGCAUAUCCAUAUGAUUUUGCGCAUUUGCAAGAAGACAUCUUGUACUUGUAUUGUGUAAUAAAUUUUUUCAUAAAUUCUCUGAAUUGAUCAUCUAGCUUUUGUACUUUACAGUCAAACCUUGUAUUGCUAUUCAUUUCAGGCAAUUUUCUCCGACAAAGUAUUCAAAUUCAUUUUAGCCAUAUUAAUAACAUGAAGACAUGAUUAUAGCAAUUUAAUCUACACUGCUUUGCAAUCUAGGGUAAGAUAACAAUUGAAAAUGAAAAAAAAUAAGAGAAUGUUCAAGAUCAACCUCUUUUGGUUUCAAUCAAUUUUCUGUAUUUUAUCACAAAAACCAUAUGAAAGCUUAUAACAUCCUUACUGCUUUUACAAAAUUAAAAAGAUUUUCGCAAUGUUCUUGUGUCUAGUUGUCCCAAUAAACUACAGUUAGAAAGAUCAUGGUGUGAUGCUGUUAUUCUACCAUUUUUCUCCAAAAACAAUAUCAAGUAAUUUUCUUUAGAUCUUAGCAGCGUACUACCAGAAAGCAAAAUCCAUAAUAUAUAUCUAAGCAAAAAAGAAAAGAAAAGAAAAGAAAAGUGAAUAUAUAAAGUAGUCUUAGGAAGAACUCUGGUAGCAAAAGGCAUGUUGACCUAAUUUAUGAGAUUAGUUCCAACUACAUAGCUUUUAAAAAAGUUCAGAGGCCUGAGAGCUAGUAUCAGGUGAGUUAUUGUACGUAUGCUGUUCUGUGUAUUUAAUACAUCAUGGCGGGUGCAUCCUACAAAGAUUGAUAGUUGUUAUCUUUCAAUCCCUUAAUAACAUCCAUUUUUGUGAAUUAUGUUGAGAUUUUGAAAUAAUGCACCAUGAUCGUCACCUUGAAUGCUGAUUUUCGGAACUUUUGUGAGCACAAAAAUGGUUGUCUGAUAACCAGAGGCAUGGUUAUUAUCCAGUGUGUUUUUUACUCAGAAUGGACUGUCUUGCAAGAUGUACCAGGGCUGCUCCGUGAUAUAUCAGGUAAUGCUACACACACAUUUUCUGAGCUAAUUGAUAAAAGUAGCCUUAUAAACUGUGACCAAAGGCUUGACAAUGCUGUACUGUGCUUCAUUAAAGUUGGACUGUUUCUGCUCAAACUUUGUUUGCUGGUUAGAACCUCCGGGGAGAGGAGCUAUCAAAUUAACAAGCUUUUGCAGUGAUACAGAAUUUGUAGACAGUUGGCAUUUAGUCACAUGUGAAGAGAAGCCUAGUCAAAUUUUUAAUUUACAA
Molecule: messenger RNA, 2145 nt
Organism: Populus nigra (black poplar)
Lineage: Eukaryota; Viridiplantae; Streptophyta; Magnoliopsida; Malpighiales; Salicaceae
Exons: 5
Coding region: 60-683 (207 amino acids)
Source: RefSeq, a predicted model, not a curated record